Messenger RNA from Melospiza melodia melodia, 8378 nucleotides. RefSeq names its product netrin G2 (gene NTNG2). Gene Ontology annotation, cellular component: basement membrane. Bases 1050 to 3143 code for a protein of 697 amino acids. Gene Ontology annotation, biological process: substrate adhesion-dependent cell spreading; tissue development; animal organ morphogenesis. The transcript is spliced from 14 exons. Lineage: Eukaryota; Metazoa; Chordata; Aves; Passeriformes; Passerellidae. The record is from RefSeq and is a predicted model, not a curated record.
CUCGGGUGGUUUUCCCUCCCUCCUCCUCCUCCUCCUCCCCCCCCCCCCGCUGCAUUUCCUCCUGCACCUUUAAGAAGCCCAUUGCCGCCGGUGGGAUGGUGUGUGCUAAAGCUGCACAGAGGAAGUUACGCAGCCGGGAUCAGGCACGGAGAUAAAAGCUCCGAUUGUGAUUGAAAGUCCCUCCUGCUGAUGAGCUCUGCCUUUGCCCUGACCAUGAAAGAGAGAGGAGACCCCAGGUAGCCCCAUGGAUUGCAGCUGAAGGCUUUGGGGACUUGGUGCUCCGUUGCCAAAAGGCAGAAUUGGACAGGAAUCCUCACCACCACCGCAGGACACAGCGGGAGAAGCCAAAGCCAGCCCUGCCCCAGUCACCCCAGUGACCACCUGGGUCUGGGCACCGACCUGCUCACACUGACACAACCAUCCUUUGCGAAAAAGGAAUUUCAGCUCCAAGCUCCAAGCAGUCUCUCUUGUCAGAGUUGUACUGAUGGCCAGAUGCUCUAUUUAUUUUAUGUGCUAAAUGUUCUAACACCCCAAUAAUUAAGGCAGACACAGUUUAAGGCACUUUCCACAGCGACGCAGUUGGAGCAGAGCAGAAGGUUGAGGAAAACCUGAUCCAGCACCAUCUCACGGCCUCUCCAAUUUACUCCUAUCAAAUUUCAUCAGCAACUCAGAACUUGAUCUUUGUAUUGAUUGACUGGAGUCACCUCUAGAUAUUUUCAUGCUGAUUUGGAAGACCUUUCGUACAAUAAAACGGGGAAAAAAUGAGGUUAAGGAAGACUUUUGACCACUGAUCAGCAACUCUGGCCAAAACUUUCCCAAUCAAGUGAAUUGCAAAGUCGGCUUCCAUGCCAAGAGGAACUUUCCACGUCCAGGUACAGCGCGCAGAGUGGGAUCAUCCCUGUUGCUGUGUGGAUCUCCUUGGAGUGGAGCAUUUUUAGAUGAGGAGUUUCCAUGCUGAUCCCGAGAGCCACCCCUAGCCCAGCCGCCGCCUUCCUCGGGACUCCCGGCGCUGCCCUCGCCCAGGGCGCCCGCGCCUGGCCGCAGCUGCCAUGCUCUACCUGGCUGCUCUCCUCGUGCACUGCGUGCCCCUGGCCAUGGCACAGUAUGACAUUUGCAAGUCCUGGGUGACCACGGACGAUGGCCCCUCAUGGGAGUUUUACGCGUGCCAGCCCAAGGCCAUGCGGAUGAAGGAUUACGUGACCGUGCGGGUGGACCCGGCAGGAAUCACUUGUGGGGACCCUCCGGAGAGGUUCUGCACCCAUGAGAACCCGUACCUGUGCAGCGACGAGUGCGACGCCUCCAACCCCGACCUGGCUCACCCGCCCAAGCUGAUGUUCGACAGCGAGGACGAGGGCCUGGCCACCUACUGGCAGAGCGUGACCUGGCGCCGGUACCCGGAGCCCCUGCUGGCCAACAUCACCCUGUCCUGGAACAAGAGCAUCGAGCUCACCGACGACAUCGUCAUCACCUUCGAGUACGGGCGCCCCACCAUCAUGAUGCUGGAGAAGUCUCUGGACAACGGGAGGACUUGGCACCCAUACCAGUAUUAUGCAGACGACUGCAUGGAGGCCUUCAGCAUGCCAGCAAGGAGGGUCCGGGACCUCUCCACCACCAGUGCCAACAGGGUCCUCUGCACUGAGGAGUAUUCCCGCUGGGCGGGCUCCAAGAAGGAGAAGACCGUCCGCUUUGAGGUGCGGGAUCGCUUCGCCAUCUUCGCCGGCCCCGACCUCAAGAACAUGGACAACCUGUACACGCGGCUGGAGAGCGCCAAAGGGCUCAAGGACUUCUUCACCGUCACCGACCUGCGCAUGAGGCUGCUGAGGCCCGCCCUGGGGGGCACCUACGUGCAGAGGGAGAACCUGUACAAGUAUUUCUACGCCGUCUCCAACAUCGAAGUCACCGGCAGGUGUAAAUGCAACCUCCACGCCAACCUGUGCACCUUCAAAGAGGGCAGCCUGCAGUGCGAGUGUGAGCACAACACCACGGGCCAGGACUGUGGCAAGUGCAAGAAGAACUUUCGCUCCAGGUCCUGGCGAGCAGGCUCCUACCUGCCCCUCCCCAACGGGUCCCCCAAUGCAUGUGCAGCUGCAGGCUCAGCCUUUGGCACGUACGAGCGGCCGCAGCGAGUAAACACCGCAAAAACCACCACGGCUAAAACCACCACGGCUAAAACCACCACGGCUAAAACCACCACCACCACCUCAACCACCACCUCAACCACCACCACAGCCACCACCACCACCAGCAGCACCCCCCUACCAGCCACCACCACCCAGCCAGCAAGCAUCAUCAGACCAGCCUCUGAGUUUGCUGCCUCAGUGCCCGCGACAGAGCCACAGAACAACCCAGACUACCCUGACUUGUCAGCAGCUGCCCCGCUGCAGGUGGGCUCUCCCCCAGCCAAGGCUGGCCCAGGAGCACCAGCAGCACUUGGAGAGAAGCUGAAGCCACCAGAGCCUCCCGAGAGCAUGAGAGCGGCUCCGAAGAGCAAACCAGGGCGCACAGCACACUCUGCAGGCAAGAAGCACAAGAAAAAGACAGCAUCCUCAAAGAGCUCAAAACUCAUCCGGCUCAAACCAAACUCUGGCCCCGUGGCUCCCAUUGAAACAUACAAAGACUGCGAGUGCUACGGCCACUCCAACCGCUGCAGCUACAUCGACUUCCUGAACGUGGUGACCUGCGUGAGCUGCAAGCACAACACGCGGGGCCAGCACUGCCAGCACUGCCGCCUGGGCUUCUACCGCAACAGCUCCGCCGAGCUGGACGACGAGAAUGUCUGCAUAGAAUGUAACUGCAACCAGAUCGGCUCCAUGCACGACCGCUGCAACGAGACCGGCUACUGUGAGUGCAGGGAAGGCGCCACGGGGCCCAAGUGCGACGACUGCCUGCCCAACUACUACUGGAGACAGGGCUGCUUCCCCAACGUGUGCGAUGACGAGCUCCUGCUGUGCCAGAACGGCGGCACCUGCUACCAGAACCAGCGCUGCAUCUGCCCCGUGGGCUUCAAGGGCGUGCUGUGCCAGCAGUCCCGCUGCGAGGCGGACAAGCAGGACUGUGACGGUGCCCGCGGUGCCCGCGGCAGCCCGGCCGCCCUGGCGCUGGCCGUGCUCGCCCUGCAGCUGCCAGGCUGGGUGGAUCUCUGAGGCUGCUCGGCGAGCCCAGCCCGGGGGCCCGGCGACACCGAGGGGACGGGUGGCCGUCCCCAGCGCCUCCUCCUCCGCCUUCCUUCACGCUAGGACUUGCACAACGUCUUUGGGGCCACUUUCCAAGCAGAGAGGUACGCAGGGAGCCCGGUGCUGGGCGCUGCCCGGGGGCCGUGCCCGGUGGGGACACGGGACAGCAGCAGCGACAUUCUGUGCGGGACACGGGGACAGCAGCAGCAUUCUGUAUGGGACACGGGGACAGCGAUAUUCUGUGUGGGACACGGCCCGUCUGCCCUCCUGGCACAGGGAUCUGUCAUGGUCCUGGCACAGGGAUCUGUCCUGCCCCGCACAGGGAUCUGUCCUGCUCCACACAGGGUGGCCCAGGAGAACAGUGCCGCGAUCCGAGGGAUGGUUUUUUAAUUCUUACUUUCUUUACUUUGGUAUAGGCCGGGGUGGUGUUUUCAUUUUCCCUCCUCUCAGCGGCCUGGCUUGGGAGAGCCUGUGGUGACAAGAGCAGAGCCCCAGCGCGCAGGGGACAGGAGGGAGGGGAGAGGGGACUCCGGUCCAUCCCUGCUGCAAAUCCCACAUCCCACCACGGGCCCGGCCUGGCCACGCACAUACUGUUGCCUACGACUGUAGUUGCUGCAUUGAUUUUGUAUUUUCAUGGCUGGGUUUUGUUUUCUUGCACUGAUGGAGAACACGGGGGCCGUGAGGCGUUCGGAGCGUGAGGGGUGCAGUGUCUUAUCCACACAUGUCCGUAUGGUGUACGGGUCAAAUUCUUCUUUGGGUAGAGACUUAUUUUUGUUUGGAUUAAAUGUUAUAACAGAACCACGACCUAAAGGGACAUUUUAUCAUGAGCAUUUGAUUCUGGUGUAUCCUCCUCCAGUAAAGCAACUAUUAAUGGCUGCUUGAUCACCACGUUUUCCUUUUUGUGUGCACAGUUAAUUACAGGUAAAGACUUAUUUUUGGAUUCAUAAUGUCCUCUUGUGUUUUCUGAGUCACUACCAAGGUGCACCACAUGGUGAGGGAGAGAGAGGUUGCCUCAUCACUGAGAGCUGUUAAUUAUUUCUCCUAAUUACUUUGCUGAGCCUAGGUUAGACUACUAACUGCAGACAAUGAGCAAAGCCUGAGUGAUAUAUUAAGCACUGGUCUUGUGUGAAAAGGCCAUUUCCAAAUGAGCCUGCAGCAGGAAAAGGCUGGCUAGGGCAGGAAUGCUUCUCCAUGGGGACCCCAGCUGUCCCAACCCCAGUGCAGCCCCCUCCAGCUGGUGCCAUCAUGCACCUUUGCAGAAAAUGCUGUAUUCUAAAGCAACCACAGCCAGUAUUUUUAAGCAGCAAUAUAGAGCUCACAGGGAUUAUAUUAACUCAUUAAGGCUCAUCAACAUGCUCCUGUCUGAGGAGGCAUUUACAGCCAAGCACAUAAAGGAAGGCAGGAGAAACCAGAGACAAGAAAAGAAGUAACUCAGUCAGCUCAAUGGGAAUGUCAUAAGCACAGGAGCCCUUGUGUGGUCAUAUUUGGAUAUUUACCAAGCCAGGAGAUGACUGAGUGCACGUUUAGAGGAUGGGGGACACCCCCAACUCCAGCCUGUUCAAUUCUAGGCUGGUUUCUUUGACAGGUGAGCUUUGGAAAAGGAGAGAAAACCCUGAGUGAAGGUGCAGGAUGGAUAUUGUCGCUUCAAAGAGCAACACACGUUCUGAGCAGGGUUUAACAUCCCAGAGGCAGGGCACAGGGCUUAGUUAAUCCACUAUAAAGUAAAAGAGGGUUCAACUCACCCUGAUUUGCUCCUUGGGGCAGAGGGCUGGCCCCAGCAUUGCCUCCCUGGCUUCAGCACAGUUGGUUGCUCUCUGUUGGACACUCACUCUUUGCUUUGUGCUUUCUGACUGCAGCAGACGUGAAAUUUUUACAGCUCUCACAAGUAAUAGCAAAGGCUGUAACAAGAUCAAGAUCUCUAAUGGCACUUCUGGAGAGUGAAGCAACAUUCUCCUUUGCCUGCACAACUGUUUUUCUCUAGAAUAUUAGAUUAAGCAACAGAAAAUUUACUACUUCAUAAAGCCAAGCAAACUCUGCACCCAGCAGGUUCCCUGCAAACACACACUUUUAUUGCAGGAACGUGCCAAGCAGCAGCACCAAACUCCUGUAGAAAAUAACCUCAGAAGGGCACAGCAAAGCUCAGACCAGCCCAGGAAUGAAGGCUGCUGAAAACUACACUUGACCUUUCCGGGUUUGGGGCUUUUUUCUUGGUGGGUUGGGUAUUGGCUGUUUGGCUUUGGGGUUUUAGAGCCACACGUGCUGUAGAACUUGGAGUCACACAAUGCGAGGCAGAAGAGAAAAUCUCUCCCACAAAACUCACACUUAGUGCUCAAGAAAACAAUUUAAAACUUCUGAGAUCUUCAGCACUGAAGACCCAUUAACUGCAGACAUCUGUUAGCAGGGUGUCUGCACAAAGAGAACAGAGCAUCAUUGAAACAACACAGGGAAACCAUCACUGCAAGUACCCACAGAUCCCAAAGUUCAUCUCCAAGGCAGAAGUUUUGUACAUCAGUUAUUGCUUCCAGAUGGGAGAAGUUGUCCAAUGAGCUUGAUACUUGUGGAAAGGUUACCCAAAAGGUACUUCUCCUUCUGAGAAAAGCCACUUAUGCUCUUUCAAGAGGUUCCAUGUGCAUCCUGUCACCAGCAUUUGAUUGGUUUGGAAAAGUUUUUAAAUUACACUUCUGUCUGCAAAGAGUGACCUCUCCAAACAGCACAAGUAGAGUGUUUGAUUUUUCUUGUUUACUUCAAAUUCUACUCUGAUUUUAACUAUUCAGAGUUCUGAAAAAUCUAAACAACCAAAAGCCCCAAGGCAACAAAAACCUUCCUGAUGCACAUUUGCUCACUUGCCAGGUAAAAUAUUAAAGCUACAGAUCCUGAGAGCUGGAGACAGGAGGGGGCAAAAGAAUUCCAUUGCCAGUUCCCAGGUAUGUUAUUUGUUUUUUUUAAAGAUGAGGCAGCAGACAUCUCAUCUGCAAGUGAUUCGUGAGGAGCCCUGCAGAGGCUGGAGAGUGAGAGAACCAACAGUUUUUAAUGGGAAUAAAAUGGUCUCACUGCCCUGUUCUGCUCUGUAAUUUGCUUUCAUGAGAAGCCUCAAAUGUAAAUAAAACAAAGUAUAAAGGAAGAGCUGAAUGUUCUUGCUCAGAAAUGAGAGCAGAGCUGGGUUUUGGAGAGCUUUAUAUCCACAUCUUCUCAGCCCUUCUGGCUGGGAGCUGGAGAGUUUGGCCACGAUCACACAGAAAAUGGCUAAAAAAUUACAUCCUGAUUUGAGAUGCACAGAAAAGCUUCAGACCCUCCUGAAGGAUCCUUUGGCUUUUUGAUUCUCAAGGUGUUCUAACAACUUUCACUGCAGGGUGAAACGUGUGAGGAAAGUCUAAACCCACCCAUUUUCACCAUGUAACUGCCAGCAACAAUAGCAGGCUCCAAAAGCUCCAUCCUGACCCCACUCUGUGUCACUGCAGGGGUUAAAAUAGAGGGGAAACUGAUGGGAUUUCUCUGUAGCAAAGGGAAUUCUUGCUUCAUGGCACAGUGAAAUCAGUGGCAAUGCUGCUCAGCUGCACCAGGCUAUAAAAUCAGGUUUUCUGUGUUUUCCCAAUACCAGAUGUAACGUGCUCUCAGACCACUUUCAUUUCUAUCAUGCUUUUCCUGGGAGUUGGUGGCAAAUUAGCCAAGGGCUGAGCAGCAGACAGGUACAUAUGGCCAGGAGGUCUCAUGGCAGUGAUAUUCAAUGUACAAGGCUGCUUAGCUUACAUUUAUUUGCACUAAAGAAUAAGGCACUGGGCUCCUCUCCAAGCAGCUUAAAAAGACAAGAAAGGAGACCCGUUGUGGCAAGAGACUGUAUUAUAUCAUUACCAUUAUAAAUUCCAUUUACAAUCCAGCAGUCAUUUCAUCCAUCAUUAAUUCAUGCACAAUGGAGAGAGCAUCUUGCACUUUUAGGACCAUGGCUCUGCUCAUCCAUGGGGCUGCUGUGAAUGAACAGCCCAGCUCCAGUUUUGGGUGCUUUGCUCUCUGCCUUCUCACCACACUUCAGGGACUGCCAAAAUGCAAAAGCCAGUCUGGGAUUACUGGAGUUCCAUGUUACUUUUCAGGUGUUGUCUGGGAAUGUUGUUCAGCCCCAAUUGAUGCAAUCACAAGUUCUGUGUUGCUCUGGGAGCCCAGGCUGCUCUGUGCUCGUCCCCAUGAGUGCAGCAGGGUGAGGGCUAUUCCCAUUCCAUGGAUUAGCAGGAGGAGAAAUGCCUUGCCAGGCUGCACCCCUGGCUCCCAGCUCCUGUGGCAGCCCUCAUUAGACCCCUCUGCUAAUUAGGAGACAGCACUGGGAAUGUGAGUGGAGACUGGCAGGAGGGAGAGGCUGAUGUCCCUCCUGUCCCCACAGAGCCUGGCACAGUCCAGUGGCACCUCCAGCUCUCAGCACCCCUUGUCACACCCAGCACGGAGCCAACACCUCCCUGCUGCACUCCCCAGAGCAGAGAAUGAAGUGAUAAACAAAACUGAUAAACAAACAGAACUGCCCCACAGAGAGCCCAGAGCAGCACAGGGCACAGUGACCCCCAGCUAAGAACACAGACCUGACAGGCACCUGCCACGCUCUCACAUCACCGCGAUUAGGAACAACAUGGAAAAUAACUACAGCAAACUUUAAAGGAAAAAGGAAUAACCAGUUAUACCCCACCUUUGCUGCAAAGCCUGUUUUGUUUACAAAGAAGAAAUUAAAAAAAACCUCCACACUCUGAAAACCCUGAACAAAACACGGUCCAGCUCUUGCAAGAGACUUUUUCCCUCCUUCCCAAGAACAGAGGGAGAAUUUGCACAUAGAAUUCAGCUCCAGGCUUGGAAGCAGCAUGGAAGCCUCUACAAAAACCUGGAUACUGCUUCUUCCAAGCACAGCCUCCAAUAAAGUGUUUUACAUAAAGCUGUGUUGAGCACAUUUCUUUACUGACUUUUCAAACUCUAAUACUCAGUAACCACUGAAAAGCCUCCUCCAAGGGCCAGCAGCUCUGAGGAAUUAUAAAUUACCACAGCAAGUCUCUACUCACAGCUUACACACUGAGUGCCUCUCACUACUCAGUGCUUUGUACCACACAGAGAAUUUAUGAAAAUUGUGCCUGAUCUGUUUGUUCCUCACUGCAGAUUUGAGUCAGUGAGAAGUGUGCUUUGGAUUGGAUUUUGCUCAGUUUUCCAGGAAUAAACAGGAGAAGCUAAAGCUACAAA